Bactrocera neohumeralis is the source of this 1360-nucleotide messenger RNA. RefSeq lists its product as uncharacterized. The record is from RefSeq and is a predicted model, not a curated record. The coding region runs from base 80 to 1141 and encodes 353 amino acids. The transcript has 2 exons. Lineage: Eukaryota; Metazoa; Arthropoda; Insecta; Diptera; Tephritidae.
AAAAAAUAACAAUCAAAUGCCAGAAAAAACAUUUUCUUAUUCUGUUAUUUAAGUUUAUUAAGAUCAUCAAAUAUUUAAAAUGUAUUCAACAUUUGAUAAAAUUCCUAGUGUAAUCGAAAUUCAACUGGACCCAGUCAAGAAACUAACCGUUUCACAAGAACUCGAGGCCGCGAAAGCAUUGCUGCAUCAACGAAAAACUCAGUGCGCCUCCAUAAAACAUAAAUACAAAAGACCCAAACGGGCGCCACUUUUAUAUGGAUACAAAUUCUUUUGCGUGUGCCCACAAUACAACCCCGAAUAUGCCUGUAAGCAUACCGGUAGCGUAAUAAUUGACCGUGAUGUUCUUACCAAAGAGGAACAUAUGUGUUACUUAUCCACCCCGCGAGAAAAUGUGGCUGCUCCUCGAAAAAGACCUAGAUAUUACCAAAAAAAGAUUAUUAUGCCAAAUUGUACGACACGCAUAGAGCAACUGGCUAUGCCCGAUGUAAAGCGCGUCCGUUACACACUAGACGUACAUAAGAGUUUUCUUAGAAAACGUCAAAUAAAGUCGUUAAAACAUCAUUUGGAUCACAAAUCUAAAGUUGUGUCCUAUAGCAUAAAUACAGCGCUUUCUUAUAUUGAAGAAGAAAAGCGUUUAGAAAGAGUUGCUAAAGUGUUGCAGAAGCGACAAUGUCGCAGACUCAAAAAGCAUAUACUUCGUAAGCAGCGACGUCAAAUAAGAAAGAUUAUUUGUGUGUUAUUUGAGGAAAUGAGAGAUUUUUUACUUAACGACCAGUUUUUGAUAGAUGAGCGGUCAACUCUUUGCGCAGUUAUAUUGGAGCAAAUUAGGAAUUUCACAGAUAAUGAGUUCUACACUACAAGUAACCUAAGAGAAUAUCAACAAGUCUUAGCAAACAAUCUCACAGUAUGGAUAAAUAAAUUUAUAUCUAAUCUCAACAUACAUCUGGCGCCGCCCCCAGUAUUAACUGAAAACUUAGAGCCUGAUACCUUUUUGCCUGUCAAAGACUAUAUAUCAUGUUCAGAAUUGGUUGAGAGUGAAGAAUACCAGACGGAACAGAAUAUUUAUUUUUCUGCCGAGGAUGAAGAAGAUAAUGAUUUUUUGUACAAUACUGAAGACACAAUAACUAAUACAAACCGUUAAGUUGUUUCCGGGAAAGACGAUUGAAAAUUUCACACGAUAGAAAUUUACUAUCAUGGUUUUUUAAAACUUCUACUGGCAUCGCCCGUAUAACAAAAAGCAAAAAUUUCUGAAAAAUAAGAAUCAUUAAAACAAAUUAAUCCAACAAGCAUUGAAAUGGAAGAGCAUAUUUUUAUAAAUAAAUAAAUCACGCCACAAUGGCAUGUAAUAUUGUUCAAAUAA